This is a messenger RNA of Branchiostoma floridae (Florida lancelet), 2921 nucleotides long. RefSeq names its product insulin-like growth factor-binding protein complex acid labile subunit. The record is from RefSeq and is a predicted model, not a curated record. Gene Ontology annotation, cellular component: extracellular matrix; membrane. The transcript is spliced from 5 exons. NCBI's taxonomy places the organism in Eukaryota, Metazoa, Chordata, Leptocardii, Amphioxiformes, Branchiostomatidae. Gene Ontology annotation, biological process: toll-like receptor signaling pathway; immune response. Gene Ontology annotation, molecular function: transmembrane signaling receptor activity; protein binding. The coding region runs from base 329 to 2524 and encodes 731 amino acids.
UUUGAUAAUUAUGCCUUGACGUAAGCUUCAUAGAUACAAAUUCAAAAGGACAAAUUAAGAUAUAGAUUCUAAGGUUUCUGGAAAGAUAUACUAGUAUACUAUGCGGGCUCUAAAAUACACAUUUACUGCCAGUCUGGGCAUCUCGUCAGGUGACAAAUGAGAAAGGUUCAUUUGCAUAUCAGGCAAAGGUCAUAUUUACGUUACUGCAUUACUGUAACAGCAACACACCGCCAGGACAUGUUCCUGUAAAACAGUCAACCCAAAAACGUCGUCCCUUUCUUCGUCAGUCAAGCUCGGUUGACUAAAACUCGUAAAAGGUAGGAUAAAAAUGCAACCGGUGUGUAGCGUGAUGAAGCUGUAUCAGAGUCUGCCUGUCCUGUGCCUGAUCACGGCUGUGGGGUGGAGCUGGCCCUGUCCAGACUACUGCGACUGUUUUCCUGGGGAGGUCAACACAACAACCGUCAUAUGCCGCGGAGGCAACAUCACCGCAGUGCCUACAAAAUUCCCGGCUAACACUACCUACCUGAACAUAGAAUUCACAAACAUCACAAUGUUGAAGAGAGAUGAUUUCCUUCAUCUGCCAGUGUUGACGUACCUACAGCUCUUCUGGAACGUCAAACUGGCGGCGUUGGACGUCAGGACGUUCGUCACUGUCCCCACCGUCACUACCCUCAGCAUCACCAACUGCUCCUUCACAAGGUUCCCUCCCGGCAUGCUCCACGGCCUGCCCAAUCUGACGAUGUUUGACGGCAACCACAACCUCCUGGAAACGGUUGAGAAAGGGCUGUUUACUGAUCAUCCGACUCUUCAAACCAUCAACCUCUGGCAAAACAACAUUUCCUAUCUCGAACCUGGAGCAUUUUCAGGCAUGCCUCAUUUGCAAAACAUCAUGUUAAUGAACAACAAGCUUACUUCUCUUUCUCCGUCAGCCUUUACGGGAUCCUCCAACAUCCAAUCCUUGACUCUCAGCUUCAAUAGCAUCAGAAGGAUAGAUAAAGAUACUUUUAAGGGGUUGAGUCAGAUUCAGUCUGUUGAUUUGGAACAAAACGGACUCACUGACAUUGAUGGGGUGUUUGAUGACUCGCCCGAUUUGAAGAUGCUGACGCUUACAAGCAACCUUCUGCACUCCGUCCGCAACGUAACCUUCGGAAAGCUCCCCUCUCUGGAAAACCUAUACAUUGACAAGAACGAAAUUUCUCUGUUGGAGAAGGGUGUUCUCAGCCAUCUGAAAGCUCUUCAACAGCUCAGGCUCGGCUACAACAAGAUUACAGACAUCUCGCUGGCGGGACUUACCUCUCUGAUAGAACUUGACGCCCCGUAUAACUGUCUCAAGAGCUUUCCAUCCAACAUGGGAGAUGCAACCCAGCUGCAAGUACUGACGAUGGACAACAACCCUGUUGAAGAGCCUUUGCGCGACGGACAGUUCUCUGAUCUUAUCGGGUUGCAACGACUUACCUUGGACAAUAUCACAACUCUACAGUUAGCCGGGACACUGGACCCCCAGGCGUUUCGUGGAUUAGACCACUUGUACCUUCUUUCUCUCAAACACAACAGACUGGGCAGUUUGUCGUCCGAAACCUUCACGUGCGUCCCACAGUUGACGUACCUGUAUCUCGACCACAACAACCUAACUGAACUAAAGAUCGGAACUUUCAAAGUUCUGAAGAAGCUGACGGAACUUUAUCUGUCAAACAACCAGCUAAGUCGCAUCACGCCUGGUACUUUCGAUGGCUUGGAGAAGCUUUUCUAUCUGGCACUUGGAGGAAAUAACUUCACCAACAUUCUACACGUGUCUCCAGCACUAGCAGGUUUACCGUCCCUUGAUACCCCUGGCCUGGACGACAACUCUCUGGUUUAUGUCGGCCCAAACUCUUUCCCGGACAACAUGGCGAUAGACCUUCUGAAUCUUUCAGGCAACAAGAUUCGCAUCGUAGAGGAAGGCGCUUUCACCGCGCGAGCAUUCCCCAACAUGACCCGAGUGUGGUUAGAUGAAGGCAACCCGCUGCAUUUCCUGCCAAAAGGAAUUAUUGAGGGGCCUCCAAAGUUUCAAACUCUGACCGUGGGCGACGAUCCGUUCAACUGCGAUUGUCAAAUGAAAGGCUUUGCCACGUGGCUUCACAACCAGGUCCACCCGCCCAAUGCUGACCUGGUCUGCAGCAGCCCAGGGAAACUGAAGGGCAGGUAUCUCAAAGACGUCGCCUUGGAAGACUUGACUUGUACCUGCGAGCGCGAGCAAGCGCCAUUCAUCGACACAAGUGGGAGCGACAACCAUACCGAUGAAGGACAGACCGCCAUCUUGAACUGUAAAAUAUCAGGAUGUCCAGAUGCGGAGUUUUUCUGGACCACCCCCAGCGGAGCCAUGCUGGCCGUGGGUUCGGGGUUCCCCAGGGUGGAGGUGCAGACAAACGGUUCGUUAGUGCUGGUAGAUGCCAGGACGGAGGACACAGGCCGGUACACGUGUACUGCCGUAAACUACCGUGGGAAGGAUUGCAAGGAGACAUUUCUCACAGUAGGCGGUGGAUAGUGGAAGAUUUUUAAUACCAUCAAAGACAUAAAAUCGUCAAUAUAUUCGGCGAACGUGAAUAACCAGGUAGACUUGAGCCUACUACUGACCUUGUUCACAGUCGUGGAGUUCUAGCUAAGGCAGUGACCAAGACUCUACACAGGCAUUUGAAAUGUAGAGACAACAAUUUAAGAAUUGUUGUUAUAUGAAGCAGUAUUUAAGCUUCACCUAACGCACGAUUUAAAGUAAUGACAACACUUUUUUGCCAUGCUCUGACUAGUAUUUAUUAUUAUUAUUAUCAUUACUAUUGCAACAUAAAUUUACAAGACAUUGUGAUGAGUUAUAUUCAUGCCGCCACCGCAAACGGAUACAAAUACAUGGGUAAAUAAAUACAAGAUAAGAAAACAAGAUAACAAAA